ACAAAAUGAUAUUAGAACAAUUUCAAUAGGUUGAUGAGUAUAUAAUGUACUUAAUUUAAUUUCAAGGACUCGUACUGUAGUAGACGACGUGGGCUGAAUAGAGUCAAUUAAACCACUGUCGUACUCCUAAAAACAAAUACAGUAGAAACUCUACCUACGAAAUUAAUUCGUUCCGGAAGCCUCUUCAUAAGUAGAUAUUCCGUAUGUGGGGACAAAUUUUACUUGUAAAUGCCCUAAUCCGUUCCAAGCUCUCUCAAAACUAGGACAUAAUAUCCGCAUAAAUUAAAAUAAUGAUUAAAACCCGUAGCAAAUACAUGUCAUUAUUCGAUUACUGCAUAAUAAAUAAGACAGGGUACACAGGGAAAGAAGAAAGAUCAGAGAAAUAACGAAUUAAAAACCACGAACGGUAUUUUUGUUUACCUUUGUCGUUGGCCGUCUAGGCUAAGCGAAGACCGCGGUGAAUGAGAAAACAGCGGUCGGGGGAGGUGAGAGAAAGCGUUAAAAGUUGACAGUUGAGAGAGAACGUAAUGUACGAAAAUAAGCACCCUCACAUGAAAAUUAUAAUUUAUUCUUUUAUAUUUUUGCUUUCCUUUUUAUUAUUUUGCUAUUCUAGUUUUAUUUUUUCCAUCGUUUUAUUUUGUUUCAACUGUUACGCUAAAUCGUCUCAUCACUGAAUUUUGUUAGCAACUGAAACUUAGUGAGGCAAAUUGCACGUACCUGCGGGAAACAAACUGGCCAAUGCGGUGGCAACUAGUUGCUGGGUGAUCUUCAGGGCAACUACCACAGGCUUCAUUUUUAUUUUGAUCACUGAUUCAAGUCGGCGCUGAUUUAAAUAUUUCAUGUCGGCUGUUAUGAUUUUAUUUUUGAUUAUAAAUUAAUACCCUCAAAUUAAACUGAACGAUAUUGUCAUCAACGACUCGAUAACGAUACGAACGAUAACGAUAAAAUCCGUGAUUGAAACUAAAUAUUAUUUAAUUAGGAACUACCAUAUACGCUCUAAAUUGCAAUAAAUGAAGAAAUUUCUGUCAUGUUCGGUCACUAUCGAAAAUGAGGAUGAAAACAAUUAAUUACGACAAAAUUUCCUUUGAGAUUUAUUGACGAGGCCGCACGAACUAUCUCGACUAAAUUAAAUUACCGUAUACGAUAAUAAUUUUUAUAUUAUUUUCAAUCAAAAUGUAAUCAAUCAAAAUGUAAACACAUCAAGUCGAUGCUAAUUGAAAUCCCUUCAUGUCGGCUGUAACUUAUUGACGUGCCUCACAAGUCCGCAUUUGAUUACGAUAAAAAUGAAAAAAAAAAUGGAAUGCUAGGAUUUGUGCGUAUUCGAUAUUCUUAUAAACACGAAAAACGAUACUGCAGUGAGUGUAGUUUAUAUAUUAUGUGUACCUUACUUUAAUUAUGAACGUUGUUUCUAUUCCAUUAUCACGAUCGACUAUUACAGCUAAUAUUGCGGAAAAUCCUCUGAUGCCUCUACUAGACUACGGAGCUUUACAGAUUUGCAUGAAGGUAUCCGUGGCUAAAAAUCUUGGCCUCAUCCUCUAUGGUUCAAACACUGUAAUUGGACAUGCUUCGAACGAAGCAGUUGCGCAGACAAUUGGGUUCGUUGAUGCACCUCUGGAGGUUGGAACGAAAGUGUGUUGUGCUAUAAAGUUUGGUGUUGUGAAAAAUCAGUGUGCGGACAUCAUACUGGGCCAAGAUUUUCUGAGCAAUCAUCGAGUUGUCUUCAAAUUCAACGGAGACUGCGACUCCUUGUCCGUUCGUAAAAAGGGCUGCAAUUUGGCUAGCGUCAAACAUGCUAGAACUACCUGCUUAUCAGAAAAAGCUCACCGAAAUAUCAAGAAGGAGGAUGUUAAAUUCCUGUGACUUAGCAUAACGCUUUUUGGGAGACCCGUCGUUCCGCUAGAAUACGG
Messenger RNA from Styela clava, 1907 nucleotides. The record is from RefSeq and is a predicted model, not a curated record. Lineage: Eukaryota; Metazoa; Chordata; Ascidiacea; Stolidobranchia; Styelidae.